Microplitis mediator is the source of this 2084-nucleotide messenger RNA. RefSeq lists its product as uncharacterized. Lineage: Eukaryota; Metazoa; Arthropoda; Insecta; Hymenoptera; Braconidae. The transcript is spliced from 6 exons. The coding region runs from base 59 to 2020 and encodes 653 amino acids. The record is from RefSeq and is a predicted model, not a curated record.
UUUAUCAGUAUCGAUGAUAAUAUUAUUUCAAACAAAUAUUUAAAAUAUCUAAGGCAAGAUGUUGAAUUUUCUAAAAAUUAUUUUAGCGAUUUGCUUACUCGUGAGAAAAAUCAAUGGAAUUGACGUUCAUUUAGCUGAUGAUAUUGAUAAAAUAACAGAUUUCGUUGUGGAAACCCUUAAUAUUAAUGACGAUGACAAAUUGAAAGAUAAGGCGAAAAAUUUCGGCGACCUGGAUAUCGAUGGAGAAAAAAAUUAUCAAGAGAUUGUUGAUAAAUAUUUCGUAAAACUGCCUAAAAAAGAUGUCAAUAGAGAUGAAAUUAUCAAACUGAAGGGAUUGAUAAAAAAAGUAGACGAUGUUUGGGGAAAAUAUGGAACUGCGGAAUUGAAUGAUGAUGACAAAGCCGAGUUGGCUGAUUUGCCUGGAACGUUGAGUGAACUUUUUAAACUUUAUACGGGCAAUGGAAAAGGCGACUUACCUUCUAGAAUUUCUAAGGAUGAACGACCGAGUAUUUGUCAGACCGUGAUGAAUGAUCAGGUCCGACUGUGGAAAUUGCAUCAGGCCGUGGUUUUGUCUGAGCUCAGGGGACUUUUUUUGAACCUCAAAGCAGGUAAUGAUCGUGACACGGCAGCUGCCCAGGCUAUACUGCAUUCAGAAGAGUAUAUUUUAGCGACGGUAAAUGGUUUUAUUGCUGCCAAGCCAAGUCAUUGUCGCUGUGACCCAGAAGAACAUGACCGAGGAAAAACAUUCACGGAAUUUCUGGGACUUUUCCAAGGAAUAAUGGUUAAUGAAGUACAGUCAAGUAAUAGACAAGGAGAUACUUGCACCAACAGUUGUGGUACUCUAGAAAAUUCUCGAAUUGAAAAAUGUUACAUGCAAACAAUAAAAAAUCGCACAGAAGUUUAUUGUCAAGAAAAAGAAUGUCAAGGAAAACUAUUUAAUUGUAAUAAAGGCGGUGAUACUACAGCAUGUGAACUGGGCAAGUCAUCGGACAGACGAAUUCAGUGGGCGGAUACCACAGAAGCCGGUGUUUUGGGUGUGAAAGGCGAUGAUUGUGAUGGUGAAGAAAAGCUUCUGAAAGAUUAUGAUAAGGGUGAAACAACUUGCCCAGUAUGUUAUUGUACUUGUGCUGAGGAAGACGGCAAGUCAGAGGUACUCAGAGCUAUUAGUUUGAUACCACAAUUUUCCGACAUUAAAAAAAAUAAAAUAGUCACUGGCGUGCAAUUUGUUGAGCAAGACCAGCUAAUUCACAUCCAAAUCGAGCAAUCCAGCCUAGUAGAAUUUGGCGAAAUCGAUCCAGGAUCAGAAGGACUCGUCGACUUAAAAAGUUUCACAUACAGAGAUUCCGACCCAGGGUAUUUUGAAAUGAGGGCCGAUCGCAAAGAUAAAAAAUUGGCCGAUGGUGUUGGGUUCAAAUUUAUCACCUCCGAGGACCGGAAGAUCAGUCUCGAUCAAGUGGUGGCUCCGGAAGGUGAAGUUAUCGUCGGAGUUACUUUUGCUUGGAAUGAGAAUACUAGAGCUAUUGAACUACGAAUCUUAUCAUGGCCGUUUAAUUUCGUUUCCGGUAGACUCACUGAUCCAGUAGAUUUGUCUCCCGACGAUAAUUUGGAGUGGAUCAGUUGGGAAAAUUCAGCAACACGCUCGAAAUAUUACAAUACAGAGAGGAGCCAAGUAGAUUUAGAUGAUUUGGACGAUCCAAUAAAAGCAAUGACUCCAAACAAGCCGUAUUCGAAACCAAAUCAAGAGCUAGAAAUUGGAGCCACUGGCUACAAAGUCGAUAUGGCGCAACACACUAUCCCCUAUUUGGACCUUCUACCAGUAACUUAUUCCGAGGUCAAGAGCCCGCUUCGGGGAUUAGAAAUAAUUUACAAAAGAUCUGAAGGCUACGGAGGUUUUCUGGCCUUCAAAAUUCACACCUAUGAUUUUACAGAUAAAUUUGUCCGUCAGAUGUCGCAGAUGGAUCUCGAUAAAUAUCAAGCUAACUUUGACGAUUCUCUUGUUCUUGAUGUACCAGUUAAAUAAAUUUAUAUUUCUUUUUAUUGUAAAUGUUACAGAAAUAAAAAUAUAUACUUAUUGGAAAAUAUAA